AUGACGCAAGCCAGGAAGUUUAAGUACGACGUCAUCGGAGUGACCGAGACGAGGCGACGCCACCCACUGAGCGCCGUGUAUGACACUGGAGAAGAAGUGUUAUUAGGAACAUGCGACAGUAGAAGAGUUGGUGGAGUUGGUGUCUUCGUGAAGAAGAAUAUGGCAGUAAACAUCGACUCUUUUAAACAACUUACGUUCACGAAUGAGAAGAUGCGGUUCAACAUCAGCCUUCACAGUUCUCGUCGUUUACGCUCCAACAUCAAGCUACGAAGGAGAAGUAGUCGAAGCUUUCUAUGUGGACCUGGAGAAGUUCUACAGAGAAGAUUAUAUCUUCUACAAAGUUAUAAUUAG
Molecule: messenger RNA, 351 nt
Organism: Necator americanus (New World hookworm)
Lineage: Eukaryota; Metazoa; Nematoda; Chromadorea; Rhabditida; Ancylostomatidae
Exons: 1
Coding region: 1-351 (116 amino acids)
Source: RefSeq, a predicted model, not a curated record